Molecule: messenger RNA, 2013 nt
Organism: Sceloporus undulatus (fence lizard)
Lineage: Eukaryota; Metazoa; Chordata; Lepidosauria; Squamata; Phrynosomatidae
Gene: TBCCD1
Product: TBCC domain containing 1
Exons: 8
Coding region: 181-1848 (555 amino acids)
Biological process (GO): maintenance of centrosome location; maintenance of Golgi location
Cellular component (GO): spindle pole centrosome
Source: RefSeq, a predicted model, not a curated record
ACCAAAUCCUCCGCGCGCAUGCGUGUUGGGAGGCUGGCUGAGGCGUGUGGUUGCAGACGAGGCGCCUAGAAUGCCCCGCCCAGAAUGUAGUGACGUCAGUGGCGGUUUGACGACCCCUCUCUUCCAGGGAGAGAAACACCUCAGCAGGCGCCGGAUGUGAAGGUCCUGUGGUGGGCUAAAAUGGAUCAACCCACAGUCAAUCUGUGGGUGAAGAUGGAACCUUUCAUAGUGGGAGCCUUGCAAAUUCCACCUCCAUCCAAGUUUAGCAUGCAUUAUCUCCGUAAGAUGUCAACGUAUGUCCGGAUACGUUCUAGUGAAGGCUAUUAUCCAUACCUCUUGUGGCCUAUGUGGAGACACAUUGCUUGUGGAAAGCUGCAGUUGGAGAAAGAUCUGGCUUGGCUUUACUUCGAAUUAUUUGACAGUCUUGUUGAACGGACCUCAGAGGAGAGACUGGAGUGGGCAGAGAUGAUAUCCAGCUGUGCAACAGAAGAGGAGGCAGAGAAGCAAAGGAAUAAGUUAUCUGUGGAUACCCUUCAAUUCCUGCUGUUCCUUUAUAUCCAGCAACUAAACAAGGUUUCCCUGAGAACAUCUCUGCUUGGAGAAGAAUGGCCAAGUCCUAGAUCUAGGUCUUAUAGUCUAACUGGAGAAUCCACCAAUCAAAUUAAGAAUUGGAAUGACAGCUACCAUCAAGAGUUUGUCCAAAACCAUCUCCAGGAUCUUCUGGAAUUGUUGCUGGACCCAGAUCAGCUCACUGCCUCCUCUCACUCUACCCACUAUAGUCUGGUAUCUCCUGAUGCCGUUCGAGCACUUAGCUUCCUUAUUGAGGGGUGUGUGAACAAAAACAGGACUGUUCACAGUUUGCAUGAGCUGGCACUCUGGCAGCCAUUACAUGCUAAGACUGGCUACUCAAAGAUCUCCAAAGCCUUCUCUUUCCCCAAACUAGAGUCAUGGUUGAGGGCUUGCCUUAUUGGCAACCCAUUUGGGACAUCAGCCUGUCUAAAGUCUGGAAAGAAACUUGCAUGGGGACAGCAAGCUGAAGGAACAGCCAAACGAGCCAGGAUAGCCUGUAAUAUUCAUAUGGUUCCUUCAGCACACCGCAUAGUUGUGAUGAGCCAAGUUUAUAAGCAGACACUGGCAAAGAGCUCCCGUACCCUAGAAGAAACCCAUGUCAAGAUUCAUCGCUGCUGUGAAUCCUUCAUCUAUUUGCUAUCUCCACUGAGGUCUGUGACCAUAGAGAAGUGCAGGAAUAGCACCUUUGUUCUGGGCCCAGUACGGACAGUUGUUCAUCUUCAUAGCUGUGACAAUGUCAAAGUUAUUGUUGUUUGCCAUCGUCUUUCUCUUUCAUCAACCACCAAUUGUACAUUGCAUGUUCUCACUCCAACUAGACCUCUCAUCUUAUUGGGUAAUGAAGCAAUAACUUUUGCUCCCUUCCACACUCAUUAUCCAAUGCUUGAGGACCACAUGGGGAGGACUGGAUUGGCUACCGUUCCCAAUUACUGGGAUAAUCCAAUGUUAGUAUGCAGAGAGAACUAUGAUGAAAAUGUGUUUAGACUCCUUCCACCGUUGGAAUUUUACCCCUUUGUUGUUCCAUUUGAAAUGGAAGGAGACACAACAGAAAUACCUGGUGGGCUGCCACCUGCAUACCAAAAGGCAGUAAAUCAACGAGAACAGAGAAUCCAGAUCUGGCAGAAAACUGUGAAAGAGACAGGCUUGACAAAAGACCAGAGGAAGGCAUUCCAGAUGUUGGUGGAAAAUAAGUUCUAUGAAUGGCUAGUCCAAACUGGCAGUCUUCAACAACUUGACAGCCUGGUGCUUCCUGCUGCAGGUUCUAAGCAGGCAGCAGGAUAGAAGAAUAUUUGAAGUGAACACAAUGGUUAGUUCUGUGACUGCAUUGUGCCAAGGUGGAAGUAUUUUCCCCUCAAUAAACUGGGGCUACAUCAGUUUGAAGAUUUUUCUGACAUUGCUAAUGAAUUUGGAAAUUCGGACUUGCUUGGCAGCAUUCUGAAGGAAGAG